AUGAACAUUACUGAAGCUGUAUAUAACUCCUUAAUUUCUUUGAAUAAUACCAACAAUUUUUAUAAAGAUAAAAAUGAGAAGUUAAAUAUUGAUUUUAAUAUUGAGCUUUUGUCUCUUCAAAAUUUUCUUUUAAAAAAUAAAUUUUCUAACAAAGAAAAUUUUGAUCUUGAAUUUGGUCAUCACAUAAUUAUGUUAAUCUUAGAUAGUGAUGGAUACUCAUGGAAAGCAUCAAGCCAAACAUCCAGUUUUAGAAAAAUAAAAAGACACAUUUACCUUUUUAGAAAGACAAGUCAUAUUGAAACAUCUCCUGAAAUUAAAAAAUUCAUCAAAGAUAAUAUUUAUUGUUCUUCUUCAGAAAUUUGUCAUCAAGUUUGUGAAAAUCAAAUUAAUAGAUACGAAUAUAUAACUGUUCAACAAAUCUAUUAUUAG
Messenger RNA from Cetraspora pellucida, 429 nucleotides. The record is from the annotation of a GenBank genome assembly. Lineage: Eukaryota; Fungi; Glomeromycota; Glomeromycetes; Diversisporales; Gigasporaceae.